Molecule: messenger RNA, 4204 nt
Organism: Suillus clintonianus
Lineage: Eukaryota; Fungi; Basidiomycota; Agaricomycetes; Boletales; Suillaceae
Exons: 12
Coding region: 63-3824 (1253 amino acids)
Source: RefSeq, a predicted model, not a curated record
GUUUUGCUACUAACUGACGUUUAUCAUUAGGACUGGUCUACUGACCGGGAUUUUCAUCCUACAUGGAUCCGUCUGAAAUAUCACCCGAGUACGAGAUUACAGUCCGCAACCACAUUCGCCAGACCUUCCUUCCUUAUGUUAGGAAGCACAUUACCAGAGACCAUGUCGCAUAUACCGAGUUCAAGCUCGAGCAGAUCUUUACAGAAUCCCUAGAUUUUGUCCCGUUGGCGGACCCGCACGCGCUUGUGCUACCCCCAGAUCCACUCGAUACCCUCGCCAGGUCUCUGGGGGAUCUCGAUCUCUCCUUUGAUGAGCGCUUGACAACGGAUGGAGAUACCGUACGCAGACUCAAAUCAUCACUCAAGACUCUUGCGGGUGAAGGCAGGGAACUCCGCAGUGAGGCAUGCUGGCGGGAGGACGAUCACAUGUAUACACACAUCGCAGAGAUCUACAGACCUAUGACGCCCAUCCUUACCAACCGUGCGCGAAAGCAGACCCCGAAAGCAAGUUCCAACGCUCUCCGCGCAUCUCUCCCCCGCACACAGCCUGCGUUAUUCAAGCAUACUGGCGUUAAGUCUGUAGUGGUGGAACAAAUCGUAGAAUCAGAUGUACCUAACUUGGAGGAAGCUUUGAACGUUCGCCCCACGAUCGAAACCACUACUCGCAGUUACAUCCUUUCGCUAUUCAGGACGGCAAAUCCACCUGCACAAUCGACCGAGACCAACGCGCAUGUCAUUUCUUUCCUGCGCGCCGAUUCCCCACCGCUUCAGAUUCAACGUCCACUCUCCCCCCCUCUCUUCCCCCGAUCAAAAUCACACUCGGGCUCGUUAGGGACCGGUAUUGUGAAUGCAAAGGACAUCGUGGAUAGGCUAAAUGCUGUUCCUGCUCCCGUUCUGGAAGAGCUAGAGGACGACAUAGACAGGGUCAACAUGACGAUUGUCGACGGAUGGGCUAUCCUCCCCAUCUCUUCUCCGCCUUCCGCUUCGCCUCUCUCCUCACAAGACACAGAAAUUGACGAGCUAUGGGAGGCCUCUCCGAGUCCGCCUGGCACCCCUGCUACAAGCAUUUUCGGCGCUAGAAUGGACGAAGUGGAGAUCCCGCGUAUUCACAAACCCGGACACACACUUCCGUACUCCCCCAAACCAAGGGGUUCUAACAAUCUCAACUCGCUUCUCGAGCACCUGAAGCCAGUAGCUCCCACGAAGUUAAAGGGAGGAAACCCUACAACACCGAUGAAAAAGAAUCCAAAUAUUGCGCUAUUUCUCUCUUCCGCAAACGUAGAGGAUGGGAAGAGCCUUGAUGUAGAGGACUCUAUGCUCGGGCAGCCCCCUUCUGCUUGUACCGCUUCACCCCUUCCUAUUCGUCCAGGAAGAGACAGAAGAAAAGAGUCAGAUCAGGAUAAGGACUUGGAAGACAUCGAAAUUGAUGUGGAACGGGGUCUCGACAUGGCUCUUAGGCAUGUGUACCGAGAGGUGCAGGAGGACAACGUCGAGGGAUGUGUGUUGGAGGAGAGGCUGGAUGAAAAGGACGUUGCAUUGAUGGCAGUGCCGCACCUGCCUCCGCCAACCGUGCGCCCGGGCCCAUCCCUCCGACCCACAAGCAUGAGAGCCAUCAUACGCGGAGGCAAAGGGAACACAAAUAUGAAUUCAAACGUUUCGCGGUACACGACAUUGGAAUCCGUAAAAGGCAUCAAGCCGCUCAAUCUCGAGUUAUCCUGGAGACCCUUCAAAUUCACGCCCCCGAUCCCAACCGACGAAAGCGUCUCUCUUGUCGACGAACCUGCUCCAGAUGAUCUCAUCAAUCUGGGCUAUCCUGACAAAGCGAGCGAAGCGAAAAUCCAGGGACUGCUUGCAGGCCUCGAGACUACCUCGUGUCAUUCGGCCAACUUACCUGAAACGAAGAAAUCAGAGGACAGACGCGGUACUGGGAGUUUCGGUCUCUCACCUCCACGACUUCCCAAGCCCUUUCUGCAAGAAGAGGGUUUUGAACUGGUGCUGACAAAAGGAGAACGAAGGCUUCACGCUGGCCUUCCUGAAUUCGAGGAUCCGCAUGAACAUCGUGCUAAAUAUGGCGAGGAUCGUCAUGAGCGACGAGAUGGAGUACAAGGCGGAAAUGAAGCCUCCCUCGAAACGGACGACGACGAUCGGCCCGCCGAUCCUCCUCGCCUUAUCCGUCACGAUUCUGGCGUUUUGGCUAGUGUUCUCGACCACUCUGAUGUUGUGGAUAUCUCUGGUGCUACGUUCGACGAUUCAGGCAUUGUGUUCGAUUAUUCUUGUGUUGCAUCCCCCAUCCUCCACGAUGAUGAAGCGUAUUAUCGAGAUCGAGAUGAUCCGACUCACUCGGAAGCUGUCUACUCACCUGAGGAUGCCGAUUACUCCGACGAGGACAGAGAGACAAACUUUCACUAUGUGUACCAACUUCAGGAUGAGGAGCAAGAUAGCGCUCAGUACCACGACCAAGGACCGUCUUCAUCUUUCCCGUUGCCGACCCGCCACCGGCACGGUCCAAGUCUAUGUCCGGCGCGGAGACAUGACCAAGAUUAUGACUCCCAAAAUAUCUAUCCGGAAUCCGCUUUUGUUCCGCUUUCGUUUGGCUCUCAAGGCGAGCGGGUGUCAAGAUAUCCGAUCGAGCCAGGUGUACUCUUAGAUUAUGGUGAACGAAGUGUGUUACCGAAUACCGACAGCCCGAAGACAGCUCAAGGUGUCUCGGACAAGGAACAACCGGCGAACAUAUCAUCAUUCUUACGGCAUUUCGUGCCGGAGGAACCUAGUACAACUUCCCCUGCAUCCAAACGCAGACGACUGGACGACCCCAUGAUUACUACGAUCGCAACGCGGGGAUUUUUAGAUGACCACCUGGCACUGCGCAAUAAGCACAUGACGCACGAACCCCCUUCGUCCUCCGCGAUCGUCUCGUCAGAAAUUCAGGCUUUGCAACUCAGCGGCACCCCGCCACCCCGUGCUGCUCCGCCAGAGAUCAUUGACACCCACACCAUGCGUCUCCCCGAUGUCUGGAACCCACCGGCUACGAGCCAUUAUUAUCUUGCAAGUAUGGCUUUCAUUCAGAAACGCGCACUUGUCCGGGCCUUGCAAGCCCCCGAGUGCUGGGUGCAUCUUGUAGAGAGAUAUGUGUUGGGUGGGGCGGACAUUGUAAUGGAUCCGGACACAGCUGUGCUAGUGGCGCCGCUGCUGGCGCUUCCCUCUCAGGUAGAAGGACUCUCCGAUCGCAUCUCGAAGGCGUCCUGGCGGUAUUCACACAUCCUUAUCAUUCUCGAGGCAUUCCCGAGCGUCAAUGCGUAUACGGCAGAAAUCAAUAUGAACAGUGCCAAACUCAUGCCCUAUUCAUUCUCGCCACCCAUCCUCAAAGCUGUUAAGAAGCUCCGCCGGCUUUUGACCAUCGCCGAGGGUUGUGGGACGAAGAAUGCAGGGUGUGAGAUUCAAUGGGCGUUUGCCAGUGAUGUGGGCGAGGCAGCCCUCUUUGUAAGAAUGUUUGGGAACUUAGCUCAGGCAUGGGCUUUCAAUGGAAGUGGGAAAACACUUUGGGAAGAUCGGGGGUGGCUACAGGAUGAAGAGCAUGAGGAUGAAGCGGAUCUUGCGAGUGUGGAUGGCAUGAACCCUUUCGCAGCCUUCGUGAUGCUGUAUCAGAGAUCACUGCAAGAACUUCUCGACAUGUCUUCUGAGUCUCGUACGGCAGAGUUUUCUCAUGUGAUGGGAAGCCAGCGGAUAGCCUCUCUAAACGCCAUUAUCGAGCAGCGCAUACAGGAAAUGGAUGUAGAUGCGGCUACCGAAUCUGGUGUAGGCUACAGGGGAAUGGAGAAUAAAUAAUUCCAUUCACCACUUUAGCUGUGUUUCAUCUCGACCUUCCUGUGUGUUAUUCUCUGAUGAGUCAAAUUGAAAGCGAAUCUAGUUGAGAACAUGAAGUCUGACAUAAAUGAGUGGUGCUGCCACUGUGUUGUACGCGAUGGGUUUGCCUCGUGGAUCAGUGGCGGGCGGAAAUUACAAUGGUGGCAAAACACGUAUCUUGAAAAGGGUUUGUCACCACCACGUUUGCUUUACUCAAUGACAUGAAUCUCCCAUAGGCUCGAUGCAGUGCAGGUGUCACCACUCGUUCGGCAAGCUGAACCUUGAUUAACAGGUACUGAUAGGGGAGAGCGGAGUAAGCCGAAGCUCCGUUGACCUCGGUCCGCUGAAGAAGUGGUUUCAAG